AACAAGAUACUCUCAUGUCGGCCAUCAGUUUUCAUCAGAUUCUUCUAUCAGUUUACACAGGGUUCUUAAGGUUCAUAAGGUUCAAUACUUUCCAUUUCACUUGUUGCUAUUUUUAAUUGCAACUAAAAUUGAAGGCGAUCGAUUCCCAUGGCAAGUGAAAAGUGCUAUUUUGUCAACUUUGACCAUCAUAAUAGCAAAAGGUGGGAUGGCACUUAAACCUUUUCUCCUACAGCCACAAACCACCUUUGUCAAAUUCUUGCAGGACAACCCAAGUGUUCGUUCAAGUGCUGCUCUUGCACUUGGUAAGCUUAGUGUACUAAGCACAAGAGUUGAUCCCCUAGUUCGGGGUCUUCUAUCUAACCUACAUGCAUCAGAAGGUGGGGUCCGUGAGGCAAUAUUGGUCGCCCUAAAAGGUGUUAUCAAGCAUGCUGGAAAGAGUGUUAGUAGUCCCGUUAAGACACGUGUUUUUGAUCUCUCAAACGAGUUGAUCUACAACGAUGAUGAACAAAUACGAAGCUCUUCAGCAAGAAUUCUAGGCAUCAUAUCAGAGGUUCAGUUCAGUACAUUCACUUGCAUUUAUAGCAUUUGUUCCACCUCUGGGAUUUACCACCUAUGUAAUAUCACAACAGCACCUGUCAAAAUUUGGUUGUGAGUGCAGGUGAAAAAGAAAUGAGCUGGUCGGGAUGGAAAAAUAGAUGGGCUGGUCCCUCCCCAAAGUAACCACAUAUGGUAACUCAUGUCGUGUCACUGGACCAUCUGGUUGUGUAUAAAAGCUCAAUUGCACAGCCUCCUGCCACAAUAAUAAAAUAUAAUAAAAAGAUCUUAAGUUUUGUAUGAAGAAACAAUAGAAAUUAGUCAAAUUUAUUACUACCUUGUCCAAUUUUCUCUCAAUGAACAACAAUUGCAAACUGUAGUCACCCUUGGGCAGUUUUGCCGACUCCGGGUACACAUCACCCAUGGCGUACACACGCUGUAAUAAUAAAUAAAUUAAUAAUUAAAAAAUAUGACAUCUAUAGCAAGGAAAUGACUUGAUUAAAAAAUAAAAAUACCUUGUUAAAAAAUAAAGAUCCCCUUGUUCACAUCAGCUCCUUCUUCCAACUUGAACUUAUAAGUCAAAGUCAACCUAGUGGACUGUCUUAAUUUGAAACAAAAUUCGGUUGUUUAAUGGGCUAAAAUGUAUAAAACUUUAGUGAUAUUGUAUAUUGAAACUAAGGUAAGUCAUGUUUUGUUACUUGUACUCAUUUCCCUAUAAUCUUUGCCAUUAUAUAUUGAAAGCAUAUGACUUCUUUUGUUACUGUUAUCUAAACCUUGUACUUAUGAAAUAGUUUGUAGUUCAUUAUUGAAAUUCAUUAUUUACCAUUUUAUAAGGAUAACCUUUUCAGUGAAGUUAUGAUGUUUACAUUAACAUUCUUUAUUUCUAGUGUGUGGUCUGCUGCACUUGAAGCACUAAAUGCCUUUAUAAGAUUAUUUGUAUAUAAAGAUGCUGUGAACAAGGGGAUCUUGCUCCAACCAGUGCUAUUAUACCUUUCUCGGUACAACUGGAAUCUAAAAGUGUUGAUGAUUUUUCCUUUUAUUUUCAAAUCAUAAGUAUAUAUUUAUUUGCUGAUUUUUCAAACAUAAUGUAUCAUGAAAAACAGGGCAUUAAACUUUAUUUCCUCCUUAACAACCAAGUUGCCUGAUGUGAAAGCUUCUAUGGACAUAUUCAUCAGCAGAAUAUUGAUAGCUUAUCAGUCACUUUUCGAUCCAAAAUCAUAAAAGAAUAAUCACCCACAACUUAUUCAAAUAUGCACAAGUACCUUCAGGUAAGAAUAUUUAUGUGUGUUUGGCCUUAUAUGUUGGAUUUGGGGAACAGAGAGUGUUCCAAAUAUGAAGAAAGCUCCUACUUAAGGAUACUUUUGGACAACAGAGAUGCUUGGUUAGGUCCUUGGAUUCCUGGAAGGUAUACACUUGUUACAUAUCAACUUUAGGGGGCGUUUGGUUUGUAGGAUUUAUCAAGAAUUGGAAUUCAAUUCCGAAUAAUUUCUGUGUUUGGUUGUAUAUAAGUAAGGAUUUGAAUUCAAUUGUGAACUACAAUUUGAAGGUUGAGCUUUUAAAGGAAGAAACAUAGUUGGAUGAUUAUUUGUUAGUUUUAUAGGAAUGUAUAAUCCAUGUUAGCAAUGUACAUUAAAUUUUAUGCAAUGGAUUGUAUUUUUUGUA
Messenger RNA from Lactuca sativa (garden lettuce), 2196 nucleotides. Its product is annotated as protein ILITYHIA-like. The record is from RefSeq and is a predicted model, not a curated record. Gene Ontology annotation, biological process: cellular response to amino acid starvation; regulation of translation. Gene Ontology annotation, cellular component: cytosol. Gene Ontology annotation, molecular function: protein kinase regulator activity. Lineage: Eukaryota; Viridiplantae; Streptophyta; Magnoliopsida; Asterales; Asteraceae.